Symbiodinium sp. CCMP2592 is the source of this 1911-nucleotide messenger RNA. Lineage: Eukaryota; Dinophyceae; Suessiales; Symbiodiniaceae. The record is from the annotation of a GenBank genome assembly.
AUGUCUGCCCUGCAGACGCUGCAUAAGACCGGGUGGAUGCAGAUCCGCAGCUACGGGGAGGAAAACUUUCCGGUGUUCAAUCUCAUGCCGAAAAAAAGGACUGGGGUUGAGCGCGACUACGAGGUGAAGCCUUUGGAUCCCCAGCUCCAGCCCUGGCUUGCCUCGUCCUUGACUGGCUUGCAAGGUGGUGUGCGAAAUGGAGGCAGUGAGCUCGUGGUGUAUGUGGCUAACCUGGUUACCCAAGGUGUCGUCAGUGCACCGAAGGUGAGCUUCCUGGUUCAGUCCUUGCAGAGUGGUGCUGCCAAUAUGCCGAACUCCUUUGUGGGUGUUGUCUUCAUGCCCAACCGGGCGUGUGAUGGACGAGUGAAAACGAAAGAGCAGCAGGAGCAGGAGGAGGACGAGAUGAACAAAGACGUGGGCGAGGACGAUGGCAACGAUGCCGAGAAUGAGGGUGGGAAGCUAUCCAAGGCGGAGGCAUCGUUGGCGCUGAGAGAUUUUAAACACAAUCUCCUAGUCACACUUCAAGAGCCGGCAAGGGGACUGGAGGUCCGGGGGCUCACCGUCAUAUUUGAUGAUGCAACGGUCUACGGGUUGCGAACCGCCUUCCAUGAAGCCUGGCUCAUCACCAGCACACAGGCCACCAGCUUGACCCGGAAGACCCUUUUCAAAAGGCUUGUGAUCGACAAGGAGAUGAGACAGCACCUUGCCGGGACCGGGUUCAUGAAGCGGGUGCUGCAUGCAUUGGAAAUCACCAAAUCGCACACGGUGAUUGUGGACCUCUUCGGCCACGACGGAUGGGUUGCACUUGCAGCCCUGCAGCUGCAAAUGGAGAAUGCAAAGUGUGUUUGUGCCAUGGUCGCACACACCGACGUGGAGCACAAGUUCUGCAAGGAUGUGAUUCUGCACUCCUUGUUCAGCAAGGCGAAGGCGAAGCAGAUGGUUAUCAAUGGAUUUCCCGACUUUGCCGCCGCCAUGUCGGAUCUUUCGAAGGUGCACACGAGCGAAGCCCGGUCGGAUUACGAUUACCAGGUGACUGUGCCGGUGGGUGAAUGCCUGAUCGUCCUCCAGGCGCUGAAGAGCAAAUUCGAGGCAUCCGAGGUGGUGUCCGAUGACUUCCGUGCUCUCCUGGAGAAGCACGACCGCGACUUCAACCGAGAACACAAGACGGCCAGUGGGCCUGCGCCUGGGGAUAAUGAGGCCAAGCACCAAGGCAGGAGCCCCAAGAAGUUGGUGAAGUCCUACGAUGAUGUGGCGAGCUUCCAUGCCAAUCGCAGCACGCUGAUGGAGUGUGUCUUUCAAGACUUCUGUAUGCUGUAUGAUGUGGAUGAUGCGAGCCUCUGGAUCCACAGCGACAGGAUUACAAAUGUUCCGUCGAACAUGGAAUUCUUUGGGUUCGGGUCUGGAGACUUUGCCGACGGUGCAACGGCAAACGACGUUCUUUCAGAUCCGAGCGGAAGGUGGUUCCGGUACUCCCUAGCCGGCUCCAUGAAGGACCUGCUGGUCAUAGUGGAGUGUGACCGCAAGUUGCCGGAGGAGGUAAAAUCCCUGGCGAUUUGGAACAAGGUCAUGACUAUGAAAGACUUCCUGGUGGCCCUGGAAGAUGCAGGUGAGCUCGUGACCAUCAUGGGCCACACGAAGAAAGGGGACGGCGACGAGCUGAAGUGUGACGAUAAGAUUGUUUUCGUCAUGGAUUCACUCAAAAGCGGUGCGAAGAAGCGCAAGAUUUCCAAGGCCCGCCCGCUCACCUUCGGUGCAUACAUGGAUGCCGCCAAAAUCCGUGCUCUCCGCCCUCCAUUCCACGUGACAUGGCGUAUGAGGCUCACUCAUCAUCGAGUUCUCUCGCCUGUGAGGCCUGUGCUACUCCAUGGCCAAGAGGUGCAAGUCACACCGGGUGUGCUCCGACUUUUCUGA